CCAAGGACACCAGAGAUUAUCGAUACCGCCAAACUAUAGAUGUUGCCAGAUGAUAGCCCGAAAUGCGCCACCGAAAUCCAUCAUCCAUCUAAACAGUAUCAAAUAAACCGCAUCAAUGUCCCUAAACAGCCGCACCAGCAGUAUUCAGUCACCAGGUUGCACCCAAUAUCCCGCACCACCAAUAUUACUCACACCCACCGAAAUGACGCGCAAUAUUACCCCCAAUACCCAUGAUAUUUCCACCAAUACUGCCCACAAUAUCACCCGCAGUAUCACCAAAAUAAUACCCAAAAAUAAUACCCACAAUAUUCCCAAAAUAAUACCCACACCGCAAAUAUCACCACACCAGCAUCCUCACAUCAACAUCAUCUACCACCAGCUGCACCAGACUUCACUCCUCGCCCCAAAUCACCCCCCGCACAUCGGCCCCGCCACGCUGUGUCACGAGGUAUCCGCCAUGUAGCCAUCCCUCACGUGGCAAGGGGAAAAACUUCCGUAGAGGGAGAGUUUUUUCCUUCCUUUUUCUUCCUUAAGGGUUUUAAGAGAAAAGUAGUAUUCUAAGGAUCCAAAGUACCGUACAUACUUGAAUUGAGAAAUCUGAUACUA
Molecule: messenger RNA, 606 nt
Organism: Metschnikowia bicuspidata var. bicuspidata NRRL YB-4993
Lineage: Eukaryota; Fungi; Ascomycota; Pichiomycetes; Serinales; Metschnikowiaceae
Exons: 1
Coding region: 116-463 (115 amino acids)
Source: RefSeq, a predicted model, not a curated record